AUGUCGUCCCCACCUCUGCCCAUACCCACGCGGCAGCAACGGUUGGAGACGUACGGCCUGGACACGGUGUCGUCGCUGGUGUGGUCCGAAUGGGAGGUCGGAGGCGAGUAUACCAAGCUCUUGACUAUCCGCAAUGUGACGACGGACGUGGUGCAUCUUCGGUACACGCUGCCGGCCACAAAGUACUUUUCGAUGGCCUUUCCCGAGUCGUUUCAGCUCUCGCCAGGCAUUGCCGUCUCGCUCCCCAUCGCCUUCCGACCGGUGGAGCUCGCAGAGUACGAGGAUGUGGUCAUGCUCGAGGUCCGACCGACAGGGAGUCGGCGUGGCGGGCGGUUCGGCAUUCCCGUAACUGCCGUACUGCCGCAUCUGGCUCUGACCGCUCCGAGAGUGGUUGACCUUGGCUUCUGCAGCGUCAAGGAGGCCGUGAGCGCCAAGUUGACGCUGAAGAACGACUCGGAGGUUCCAGCCACGUUUGAGGCCUACGUUCCGCCACCGUUUUCGGUCACUCCGCGGAUCGGAGCCCUUGCCCCGCACUCCGGCGUGGUGCUCGAAGUGGUGUUCUCGCCCGGCGAGGCUGCGCCGUUUGAGGCGACCCUCUCGAUCGAUGCGGUUCCCGACGGAGCCAGCGGCGACGAGAGGCUCACUUCGGUCUACACUACCCUGCAUGCGACAGGCAAAUACGCAUUUCUGGCCGUUUCAGAACCGCAUGUCGAGUUUGGCGACGUGUACCUGUCGCGGACGGCAACGCGGGUGCUGACGCUCUCAAACGUGUCCGAAGUGCAGACGCAGUUCCGUGUCACGCACGCCACAGCCGGGAGUGACCUGCCGUUCUCCAUCAGCCCGUCGCGUGGUAGCGUCGCCGCACACUCGUCGAUCAACGUGCAGGUGGCAUACAAGCCGCAAGCGGCGGGUCUCGACUCGACGUCCAAAUUCUUCUUUGAGACGCCCGGCGGCAAUGCGCCUGCGGUGAUGGUGUCGGGGCGCGGCGCGGCGCCGUCGAUCCGGCUCGACAAGAGUGGUCUGGCGUUUGGGGCGCUGACAGUCGGCGGGCGGGCGGUUCGGGUGGUGACGGUGGCUAACACCUCGCCGGUGGUGGCCAACGUGGCCAUCGAGAGUGCGACAAGCGGAGUGUUUCAGUUCUCGACGACGUCGCUAGCGCUCGAGCCGUACUCGGAAGCCAAAGUGCAGGUCGAGUUCUGUCCUCACGAGCCGAUGAACUAUGCGCGGCGUGUGGCGUUUGUUGUUGCGUCUGGCGUGCCUGCUUACGUCGAUGUGGUGGGGACCGGAUACGCGGACGGGCGCAGGCCGCCCGACAUGGGGCUAGUGCAUGUGGCGAGGGCGCGGAAGCGCGCGCUGCUCGGACUCGGGCAGCUUCCGCCUGAGGCGCUGGAAGAUGCCAUGCGGGGGCUCACCGAGAGCGACCCAGUGGCCGGCAACGUGCUGCUCUCGCUUGAUAACCUCUCGCUGAGUGCGGUGGCCGAGUCGGUCGGCGACGAAGCGGCGAGCGCCGCAGUCCAAGACCCAUGGGUUCCGUACACGCACGCGCUCGGCCUCGCCUCCCCGCACACCCUCCCGCCCGGCGUCUUUGCGCCGCUGGUCACCGUCGCGCCGUCGUCGCUCGACUUUGGCGCGGUGCCGGCGGUGAUGCGGGGAGGUCGCGGCAGGGAUCGCCUAAGCGCAAUGCCGAGCGCGUCCAUGCGCGGGUUCUCGGUGCGGAAUCCGACGCGGGGCAAGAUGACGGUCCACGCGCGCGUCACCGGCGGCUCUGCAGGCGCAGACGCCUUCUCGCUGUCUGUGUGCGAGGCUGACGUGGGGCCGGGUGGAAGCGUGACGUUUAGCGUCACCUUUGCGCCGCGGCACCGUGACCGAUUCUACGGAACAAGCGUGGAGCUUUUUGUGCACUACAAGUCGAUGCGCAACUUUCGGCUUGUCAGCGACGCGACGGUUGUCCCGCCGUCGUACCUUGUGGUCCCGCUGCUUGGGCACUCGUACGAGGGCGGGGCAGAGAAGUUUAUGCCACAGGUUGCGGUGGUGCCUGCCGAAGAAGGCGUACACUUUAAGCCGUGCGUGGUGGGCGAGGCGGCAUACACCACGGUCUCGGUAGUCAACACCGGCAGCAUGCCGCUCAAGUUUGACGUCGGGCCGGUGGCGGGAGGCGAGGUCAUCGACGUCUUUCCGCGAACGGGAAUUGUGGACGGCGGCGAGUCGCGGAUUCUGAGCGUCGGCUACCUUCCCGAUGAGGCCGGGCUGGUGGAAGCGACCAUGGCGAUUAUGAUCAACAACUCAAGCGCUAACGCGCUCGAAGUAGCGCUCGCCGGGGUAUGUGACGCGCCGCGGGUCGUGCUCGAGAGUUCCCGGAACGGCGAGGCUUCGCUGUACUUUAAGCCAACACAUAUUGGCUCGUCGACAGUCCGGUACUUUGAGGUGACCAAUCCGGGCACGCUUCCACUCGCAUUUCAGUGGGUGGUGCCGUCGCGAUACGCCGAGGUGCUCAAGGUGAGUCCUCCCAGCGGAGUGCUCUCCGGUGGGUCUGAGGCGCGUGUUGCGUUUACCUUUACGCCCAACUCGGAGGCCAAGUUUCACAUGAAGGCGAGCUGCUUUGUGAUGACGCUUGCUGCGGAUGGGGCAUAUGCCGGGCGCGAGUUUGAGCUGCCGGCAGUGCCUGCGCCUGGGACGGAUGACCAAAGUGGAUGGCGUGAGCACUCGCUCAAGCUGUAUGGAGCCGGAACGAGUGCGGCGCUCGAUUUCUUCCCGCGGUCGCUCGACUUUGGCAACUCGCCCGUCCACGAGCCUUCGUCUGGGGAGAUCCGUGUGUUCAACCGUGGCGAGGCCGACGUGGGUCUGUACGUGUACGCGGCAGCAGUCUCCGAGUCGGGCACAAGCAUGCCGGGAGGACAGACCAGGAGCCUAAGCGGAAGCUCGACCAAUGAGACGCUCGAGGUCAUCCAGCUCUCUGCCGAGUUUGUGGUGGUCCCGUCGCGGUCGUCUGCAAGCGUGGGAGUGACGUUUGCGCCGCGAGCGCGCGCGUACUACGCGUACGGUGUGUACUGUAUGGUCCUGCCGCACGAGUCGAAUGUGGACAAGCUGAGCGCGGGUGUGGGGCCGGACGCGGCGUUCGAAAAGUACCUUCGCGGUGGGCUCGGCGCGGCGGGGCAGCCGCUGCUGAUGGCGGACGUGACUGGCGUCGGCGAGCUGCCGUCGCUCGCGGUUGCCGACUGCUUUGUGGGGCGGAGCCCGGGCAAGGCGGUGUGGUGGCGGCGGCUCUCGCUCGACCUGCUCAAUAUCGAGCUUGCCAUGAACUUGUCGCGGGCGGAGGAGGUGUUUGCGGCGACACGCGAGAACAUUGUCGAGGCGCCGAUGUAUGCCGGGCUCGUCUCGACGCUUCCAACGUUUGACCUCGACCUCGGAUCCGGGGUUGCCGGCAGCGGGGCGAGCGUGGUGCGGCUCCGGUUUGUCAACCGCGGCUCAACAAGCGUCAAGUUUGAGUUUCUCUACCCGUCGGACCUCGAGUGGUGUGACAUCCAGGGCCUCUCCGAGUACGAUCUCGACGAGGAGCUGCUGCGCGCCAACAAGCUCUUCUCGUUCUAUCCCAAGAGUGGGCAUGUUGCGGCGGAUGGGGCAAUCAACGUGGAGCUGACGUACCACCACCUUGUGCCCGGCGAGCAUGGCAUCGAUGUGGUGCUUGCGCUGGAGCGCGGAAAGCAGGUGACGCUUGCGCUACAGGGCGUGACGCACGCGCCGCCUCCGGGACCAACGCUCCACUUUGGGACGCGCGGCCACUUUUUUGAGCCCGUGCCGAUCGGGGUGGAAGAGCCGUUUGUGCAGAGCUACGUGCUCCACAACGAUGCUGGGACUGAAGUGGCGUGGGAGCUUGAGAACGUCGACGCCGCGCUUGCGGCCUUCAGGGCGGAAAACUACGAUGUGGACGUGCUCGUGCCGCUGAUGCGUAGCGGGCGGAUCGAGCCUCGCGGCAGCGGCAUGGUGCGGUUUGUGUUUGCUCCACUCGAGGCACGCGAGUAUGCGUUCCCGCUCACAGUUGCGAUGAGGAACGACGACGGGAUUGUGGUCCGGCAGCAGAUUGUGUUCUACGGCGUCGGGUACCACCCGUCACUGCACGACGUUCUGCCGUGGACGACCGCGCCGCCGUCGACCGCGCCUGCGGCGCCCUCGCUCGGUCUCGCGCCGACGCUGCCCGACGGACGAAUCAACGUUGUCGGGUACCUCACCCUCGAGCGAGUGUGGUUUGGCGCGCUUCCACUUCACUCGAUCAACCGGUGCCUGGUUGGCGUGGCCAAUCCGAGCGCGGAGCGGCGGGUUGCGUUUGAGUGGCUCAGCCUCCCUGCCCAAGUCUACGGGUACGAGCUGGUGGCGGUAGAGCCGUCGAGUGGUGAGAUCGAGGCUGGCGGCAUGGUGACGUGCUCGGUGGUGUUCCGCCCGAUGCAGCAACCGGAGAUCUACGAGCUCGAUAUCGAGUGCCGGCUCAAGGUGCUUGACGGCGAGUGCAGCGAGGGCGCGCGGGCUGUCGAGGUGCAUGUAGAGGCCGAAGAGGUGUUUGCAGUGGACAACUCAGAUCCUGCGCGGUUUACCGGGCGCGCGGUGGCUGCAGGAAGGCGCGGGGCGCUUGACAGUGCGCCUCGCCGGUCGCGACGGUCACUGGUGUCGCGGCAGGGAGACGUGCGUGGGCACGGCCUGGGAAGGCCUGGGUCGGUGGCAUCAGUGCGAACGCUGGCUGGGUCGUCACUGGCACGUGGGCGAGCUGCAAUCGGGCUGCGGCGGGCGGUGAAGCUCGGCAAGGUCGACGGGAGCGAUCCGCUGCUCGAGGCCGGCGGCUCUCGGCUCGAUGGACGGAUCGGGGUCGGAAGCGGGAGCGGACGUGUGGAGCAUGUGAGGUCGCACUCGGUGUGGCUCCACAUCUCGGCGGCGUCGUUCCCGGUCGAAGUGUACAAGGAGACGUACGCCGACUUUGAAACGUUUUUCGUGCCGCGGCAGACCAAGCGCGAGACAUGGCGGACUGAGGCGGAGAAGCACGAGAUGCCAGCAGCGACGGUCUCGCUCAUCAAGCGCAUCCAGCAGACGCCGUCGGAGGAGGAGAACAAGACGGUGGUCAAGUCUGUGCUCUCGGAUAUUCUGCAGGACAUCAUCUUUGACCCGGACAUUCAGGAGACGAUCGAGGCCGUGGAGCGAGCGCCGAUCCCGCUCUUUGCACAGCUCACGCCGCAAGUCCCGCUCUCUGUGGUGCGGAGUGGGCGAGGACGCAGCGAGAGCACGAGUGUCAGCAGCAUCGCAAGCGAGAGCGGCGAGAGCGAGCAGCCGGUCCUCUCGCGGUUUGCCUCGUUCCACCGCGAGGUUGCUAGCGAGGUUGUGUCGCGGGGCGACGGUGAACGGGCCGGAUUUGGCGGCGGCGAGGAGGCUGCCGACGUCAAGGACGAUGAGGAGGUUGUCCGGGAGGCGGUUCUGAGCCGAGCAUCGGUUGUCAGGGUUGUGGGAAUGGACGAGCUGCUGGAAGGCGUGUUUCAGGGCACAAUCGCGAACCUCAUGGCCGAGGUUGUGGAUGGAGGAUUUGAUGUGUUGGAGGCGCCGAAGCGUGUUGUGGGAAUGGAUGAGGUGGAGGAGGUGUAAACGUGCAGGCGAGC
This is a messenger RNA of Thecamonas trahens ATCC 50062, 5633 nucleotides long. RefSeq lists its product as uncharacterized. The record is from RefSeq and is a predicted model, not a curated record. Bases 1 to 5619 code for a protein of 1872 amino acids. The transcript has 2 exons. NCBI's taxonomy places the organism in Eukaryota, Apusomonadida, Apusomonadidae.